Messenger RNA from Solanum verrucosum, 1143 nucleotides. RefSeq names its product alkylbase DNA glycosidase-like protein mag2. The coding region runs from base 1 to 1107 and encodes 368 amino acids. The record is from RefSeq and is a predicted model, not a curated record. Gene Ontology annotation, cellular component: protein-DNA complex; nucleus. Lineage: Eukaryota; Viridiplantae; Streptophyta; Magnoliopsida; Solanales; Solanaceae. The transcript has 2 exons. Gene Ontology annotation, biological process: base-excision repair, AP site formation; DNA alkylation repair; base-excision repair. Gene Ontology annotation, molecular function: DNA-7-methylguanine glycosylase activity; alkylated DNA binding; DNA-3-methyladenine glycosylase activity.
AUGAGUGAACAGACCCAAACUCCAUCCCAACCCCAACCUCAACCUCAACCUCAACCUCAACCUCUACCUCUACCUCAACCUCUACCCAUUUCUGAUUCCACCCUUGUAUCGAACUCUCCAGUUGAUCUUCCACCAAACCCCUCUAACCCUUCCAAAAUCCCAAUUCGACCACAGAAAAUCCGAAAACUCUCUUCCACCCCAUCCUCCAAUGGGAAAACCCCGGAAACCACCGUACCAGCAUCAUCCACUGCAACCAGCGGAGCGAUUACCGUAACGAAGAAUCGUCGGAAGAGUGCACCGAAAUCAUCAAGGGUUUUGCCCCAAAUCAUCAAACCCUUAUCAGCUGAUGGAGAGAUUGACAAUGCACUGCAGCAUCUACGUUCUGUGGACCCUCUUCUUGUUUCCUUAAUAGAUACACUUCCUUCCCCACAAUUUGAGUUGCACCAUUCUGCGUUUUUAGCCCUUAGCAAGAGCAUUCUUUAUCAGCAACUAGCUUAUAAAGCAGGCACCUCAAUCUACACUCGCUUUGUGUCACUUUGUGGAGGAGAGGACGCUGUUUGCCCCGAUAUUGUCCUCGACCUUUCUCCUCAACAGCUCAAGCAAGUAGGAAUCUCAGGGCGGAAGGCUAGUUAUCUCCAUGACUUGGCAAACAAGUAUAGAAGUGGGAUUUUGUCUGAUGAAACUCUUGUAAAGAUGGAUGAUAGGUCAUUGUUUACCAUGCUUUCAAUGGUGAAGGGUAUUGGUUCUUGGUCAGUGCACAUGUUCAUGAUCUUUUCACUUCAUAGACCAGAUGUUUUGCCUGUUAGUGACUUGGGGGUCAGGAAAGGUGUGCAAUUGCUGUAUGGGCUGGAGGAACUGCCAAGACCGUCGCAGAUGGAGCAAUUAUGUGACAAAUGGAAGCCAUAUAGAUCUGCAGGGGCAUGGUAUAUGUGGCGGUUAGUGGAAGGGAAAGGGACUCCAACUACUGCAGCAGCACCAAUUGAUGGUGGUAAUGUGCAGGCAUUGCAGCAAAUUCAGACAGAACAGGAGACACAGCAACAUCAGCUGCAGCUUCUCGAGCCAAUUAAUGGCAUCGAAAAUCUAGGGGCUUGCAUUUGGAGCCAAUGAUUGCAGUGUUGAGAUAUUGAUUGAACAAUUUCGUAG